This is a messenger RNA of Anopheles nili, 3457 nucleotides long. It is a transcript of the gene Cip4, whose product is annotated as formin-binding protein 1-like. The record is from RefSeq and is a predicted model, not a curated record. Gene Ontology annotation, biological process: signal transduction. Lineage: Eukaryota; Metazoa; Arthropoda; Insecta; Diptera; Culicidae. Bases 906 to 2774 code for a protein of 622 amino acids. The transcript has 13 exons. Gene Ontology annotation, molecular function: protein binding.
CUAAGUGAGGAGAAGAGCAUAGAUUUAUCCUGAAAGUAUCAUCCUUGGCAGUGCAUCACAAAUAGGAAGACUUUGUUCGUGGCCUAGACGCUUGUUUGAUGUUUGGUGGAUGUGUAUGUGUCUGCUCACAUACAAACACAUCUUAUCUCGCGACGCGUUCGUCCCUUUUCCGGUACCAAAUCCUUGGUGCAAGUUGAGGGCGUCGUCUUUCGUGCGUUCGUUCCUUGGUGAAUGUUUGCCGACCAGCCGUUGAAAUAAGUGCAUGAUAAGAGAAAGUAUUUAGCAAAAAAAAGAGAAAAAAGAAAAAAAUCCUUCCACAUCUCCUUCCCUCGACCUAGUCCGUCGUAACCGUAGGGAGAAGUGAGUUUUCAGAAGAGCAGCUGCCUUUCUGGAGUUUGUGGUAGCACUUUUUGUGUGGUGUAUUUGGUUCUCCAGUGUUUUGGUGAAGUGUGACGAAAUCCUCCAAACCGGGAAGUGAUAGUGCGUUCAAUAUGUGUGUGCUCCAAUUUUGGCCGGGUAGUGGGAAAUUGCGCAUUUUCCAUGUCUAACCUCGAGCGGUGAAGUUCGCGUUUUUGAAUUCAGAAAUAAUUAGCCUCAGCCAGCCCGCGCGGGUUUGGAUUACUGGAAUUGCGAUUUUCGGUGUGCAGUACAAGUGCAUGUGUCUCACACCUAGUUUGCGUCAUUUCGUUCGUGUGUUUUUGGGGAUAUAGUGUGAAUAACCUAACCACCUGGUUCCAGUUGUAGGGGAAAAUCAUUGCAGCAACUCCGGGUCGUUGUCGAACCUGAAACAUCACACCGUGUACUGGAUUUGCUUAAGUGGAGCUAAUCGUCCCCUUAGUUAACGUUUAACGUUAACGAGCCUUGCACCUUCUAAAACACAACAAUCCAACGAAAUAGAAGCAAGAAUGGCAGCGCUGGAGAUCGAAAACAGCACGUCUUGGGGCAGAGAACUAUGGGAUCAAUACGAAAACCUAGCUACACACACGCAGAAAGGAAUUGACUACUUCGAGCGGUUCGGAAACUUCAUUCGUGAUCGUAGUGCCAUCGAGGUUGAAUACGCGAUGAGGCUGAGACGGCUCGUGAAGAACUACCAACCCAAAAAGAGCAAAGAGGACGAAGAAAAUGAGUUUUCCUCCCUGGUCGCGUUCAAAAAUGUCCUCAAAGAGGUGGCCGACCUGGCCGGGCAGCACGAAGUAGUGGCGGAAAACCUGCAAAACCAAGUGCUGCAGGGUAUCACGCUGCUAGCGAAGAACCUGCGCGAAGAGCGCAAGAAAUCGCUAAACCAGGGUGCCGUGCUCACACAGUCCCUGCACACACAAAUCGGCACGCUGGACCGGGCGAAGCGCAGCUACGAGAAGGCGUUCCGUGAGGCGGAAAAAGCGAUCGAGGGCUACCACAAGGCGGAUGCCGAUUUUCACCUGAGCCGCGCGGACGUGGAAAAGCAACGUGUGAACAUGAACAUACGCAACAGCCAGUCGGAGGACGCGAAGAGCGAGUACGCCAACCAGCUGCAGAUUACGAACAAACAGCAACAGCAGCACUAUCAAAUCGCCCUGCCAGAGGUGUUCAAUAAGCUGCAGGAGUUGGACGAAAAGCGAACACGUGGCAUGAAGGAAUUCAUCAAACGGGCGGCAGAUGUCGAGUACGAAGUUUCGCCCAUCAUUGCCCGCUGUCUCGAAGGCAUGGUGAAGGCUGCCGAUUCGAUCAACGAGAAGGACGAUUCAAUGAUCGUAAUAGAAAAAUACCAGUCCGGUUUUCAACCACCGGGAGAUAUACCGUUCGAGGACCUUUCGAAGCCGGACCCAGACGCCUCCAAUAAUUCGCAGAACCACAGUUCAAGCACCGCGUUAAAUCACAUGACGGGGAAGGGCACGACGAAGGAUAAGCUAAAGAAACGUGUCGGCAUUUUCGGUAUCUUCACCGGUAACAAGGUAAGCAAGAUUCUCGAAGCCUGCAUAAAUGUUAAGAACAACCUUUCUGCGGACGGCCUGAAGGAAGAUUUCAGCGAUCUGCCACCGACGCAGCGGCGGAAAAAAUUAACCGCCAAGGUGCAAGAACUGCAACAGAAGGUGGCCCAGGAGCAAGCAGCUAGUGAUGGGCUGAUGAAAAUGAAAGGAGUCUACGAGGCGAACACGCUGCUUGGUGACCCGCGGACGGUGGAAGAGCAGCUGAACGAAUCGAUCACUCGGUUGGAUCGGCUACGGCAGGAGCUGUUACGCUACCAGAAGCUGCUGGAUCAGGCCAACAAUCAGACGGUCAUUCAGCACAGCCCCCAGUCGCACCGUGUGAUACAGAAUGGUCAACGGACGUCCAGACAUUCCAACGGUAGCAGUAAUCAUGAAAACAACGGCCACGACGACAAUGGCGAAGAUCAUCCCGACGACGCCGGUAGCCUUAGCAGGUCAGCUUCCGAAAGUAGUGUACAGCAAGCGCAAAAUGGGCUUAACAUUAACAACAACGGCAGCUCGGCGAGCCCGGAAAGUGGUCUUGGUACGUCCCACACCUCGUUGCCCGGUUCCGGUCAGGGCAGCACAAAUGAACAGCCCUCGAAUGAGGAAUACUACGAAGCAGAUACACCCCUGGGAACGUGCCGAGCACUGUAUCCAUUUGACGCCACGAGCGAAGGUAGCAUUCCAAUGUCGGAAGGGGAAGAAUUGCAAGUGAUAGAAGUAGACCAGGGAGAUGGUUGGACCCGGGUGCGGCGAUUUAGCUCGAAGGGUUGGGAGGAAGGAUUCGUACCAACCAGCUACAUCGAGUGUACGCUCUACGCGUAGUGUUGAUCGCCCAAUGAUCCUUGAAUCACGAGGAGUAGGACACAAACCCACUCUCGAAUGUAAAUAGUUACAUGUAGUCGCUGUAAUACGAAAGAUCCACAAUACAUACAACCACACACACAUACAAACGUAUGCUUUAGUCGACAAAGUUUAGUGGCAAUUAUUAGUAACGAUUUAAAGUGCAAGCAUCAUCCCCCGGGGCUGGACUGCGGCACAGGAAAGCUGGUGGGAAAGGGUAUCCAAAUUCUGACAACCCAUUUGAAGGGAUCAAUCGGACGAAACUGAGUGGCUUCGCGUAUGUAAAAACACAUAAAUAGCGGCAUAUCCACGUCCCACUAGCCUCAUUGCUCCAUUAAUUAAUGGUACUUUCGCACCAUUACUGUCGAAGCAUUAACAAAAUCCCGCACUGGUUUGCGGAAACGCUCCUGUCCCGAGUGGAUGUUAUGGUUUCUGCGACAGUUAGGCAAAUAAUUUUAACUCGUAAGGUACAUUGUCGUCCCUCAUACUUGUGCUUUCAUUUCCGUCUUCAACGCUGACGAGUAUGAUGUUGCUUUAAGUAUUUCCUUCUCGAGAAGGGAGCUGUAUCGUUUCGGAAAAUUAAGCUUAGACAUUUUAAUUUAAAGAAAAGAAACGCCUCACUUAACCAUUGCGCUUGCUUUUUGCUCUACGAAAUAAAAUCAAAA